AUGACUACAAAAAAGAUAACAUGGAAAUCCAUGAUGUUGAUCUUAAAUUGUUACAAAAGUAAAUACCCUUUGGAGGAAUCAAAGAAACAAGUUUUAAAACAAGGUUCUUUUCAAAGAUUAUGUUUAUCAGAUAUAAGCAAUUCAAGUUCAAGUCAAGCUAUUGAAGAUAUUUCAGUUUCUUUUGCUGGCUAUAAGCUUCAUGCAUUCACUCUUGAGGAGCUGAAAGAAGCAACACAUGGUUUUUCAUGGAGUAAUAUGUUGGGUGAAGGUGGUUUUGGACCGGUUUAUAAAGGUUUUGUUGAUGAUAAAGUUAGACAAGGUUUAAUGGCUCAAACUGUUGCUGUUAAAUGUUUGGAUUUGGAUGGUUUGCAAGGUCAUAGAGAGUGGCUGGCAGAAAUUAUAUUUCUUGGACAACUAAGACAUCACCAUCUUGUGAAGUUAAUUGGAUAUUGUUGCGAAGAUGAACACCGGCUUUUGGUGUAUGAAUACAUGCCAAGAGGUAGCUUGGAGAGUCAACUAUUCAGAACAGGAUAUUCUGCUGCUAUGCCAUGGUCAACAAGGAUGAAAAUUGCAUUAGGUGCUGCUAAGGGUUUGGCUUUCCUUCAUGAAGCAGAUAAGCCUGUAAUAUAUAGAGAUUUCAAAGCUUCAAAUAUCUUACUAGACUCUGAUUAUACAGCCAAAUUAUCGGAUUUUGGCCUAGCUAAAGAUGGCCCUGAAGGGGAAGAAACACAUGUCACGACGCGCGUAAUGGGAACGCAUGGUUAUGCUGCUCCUGAGUACAUCAUGACAGGUCACCUUACAACAAAAAGUGAUGUGUAUAGCUAUGGAGUGGUUCUAUUGGAAUUGCUUACAGGAAGAAGGGUAGUGGACAAGUGGUUAGAAUCAAAAAGAGGUAAGAGCUUGGUAGAAUGGGCAAGACCUAUGUUGAGAGAUGAAAAGAAACUUGAGAGAAUCAUAGACCGUAGACUUGAAGGACAGUUUCCUAUGAAAGGAGCUUUGAAAGUUGCUAUGUUGGCUUUUAAAUGUUUGAGUCAUCACCCAAAUCCAAGACCUUGUAUGAGUGAUGUUGUUAAGAUCUUGGAACCACUUCAAGAUUUUGAUGAUGUUUUUGUAGGUCCAUUUGUUUAUGUUGCUGUAAGUGAAAAUGGUGACAAAGAUUAG
Molecule: messenger RNA, 1161 nt
Organism: Vicia faba (fava bean)
Lineage: Eukaryota; Viridiplantae; Streptophyta; Magnoliopsida; Fabales; Fabaceae
Source: the annotation of a GenBank genome assembly